Molecule: messenger RNA, 2210 nt
Organism: Thamnophis elegans (Western terrestrial garter snake)
Lineage: Eukaryota; Metazoa; Chordata; Lepidosauria; Squamata; Natricidae
Product: transmembrane protease serine 9-like
Exons: 11
Coding region: 300-2210 (636 amino acids)
Biological process (GO): proteolysis
Molecular function (GO): serine-type endopeptidase activity
Source: RefSeq, a predicted model, not a curated record
UCUGCCAGUCAGCAUGAGAGUAGCCAAAGGGUCCCGUAUGGUGAUGGGGAGGGCCCGGAGUCGCCCGGUUCAGCCAGCGGUUAUUUCAUUCGGUUCAGUGACCGUUUGGAAAGCAAGUGCACACCUUCCCCCUCUCGGUGGCCAUGCGUGCCUCCAUUUGCCCCAGGGCAGCGCCUUAGCUAGGGGCUCGCCGAGAGGAGACCCGUGGCUCCCAGGCUGCCUGUCACCUGACCCUUAGCGGCCCUUGGUUCUUGGGAGAACGCGCGCAGCCGGCUGCCAUUUUGCUCCCUGGACGAACGAUGAGACACCACUUUUGUCCCGCCGCCUUUUCCUUUUGGGCUUUGCUUGUGCUGUUCAGGGAAGCCGCGCCCAAGGCCCUGCCCCCCCUGAAUCUUUCCGACGUCUGUGGAACAAGGCCUCUUAUGAAAAAUACAGUGGCAGGAACUCGAAUUGUAGGUGGACAUGAUGCUAUACUAGGAGCAUGGCCUUGGCAAAUUAGUCUUCAAGUUUAUGCAGUUGGUCUAGGAUAUGUCCAUAUAUGUGGUGGAUCUUUAAUUAAUAAAAUCGUAGUGUUGACAGCAGCACACUGCAUUAAAACAUCAGAGAACCCAGCCAUUUGGAGGGUUGUAAUUGGCUUGCAUAAUCUUAAUGAAGUUAACUGUCAUACAAUAAAGCGUCGGAUUAAAGCUAUCAAUAUACAUCCUAAUUAUAUGUCAGACACAUAUGACAAUGAUAUUGCUUUGAUAAUACUAGUCCGAUCUAUCAAAUUCAAUGACUAUGUUCGCCCAAUCUGCUUACCUGCCACAAAUCUUUCGAUAAAUCAGCAGUAUCCCUGUUACAUAUCUGGAUGGGGUAAAACAGAGGAAAAAGGUCAAAACAACUUAAUAUUACAAGAAGCUCAAGUAGAUAUUAUUCCACAGAAAAUGUGUAAUAAACUUGGCUGGUAUGCUGAAACAAUUACAGUGAAUAUGCUCUGUGCUGGCUUUCUAGCUGGAGGUGUUGAUAGCUGCCAGGGAGACAGCGGUGGUCCUCUGACAUGCUACCUUCCAACCACUACGAAGUUUUAUUUGAUAGGAAUUACCAGUUUUGGUUAUGGUUGUGGUCGCCCAAGACAUCCAGGAGUUUAUGCUAAGACAAGUAAUUAUAUCAGUUGGAUAAACAAGUAUUUAGAGAGUAAAAUUGUAACUGUGGAACUUCAUUGCGUCUUGAUCUUUUUAAUUGUGUGGUGGACAGUCUUCCAUAUUCUAUUAAAUACUCUAUUAAAUUUAUUUGCCGCCCAUCUCGCCACAAGGUUUCUCUGCGUCCCCGAUUACUUCGGAAGGGAAGCCGUGCCCAAGGCCCUGCUCCCCCUGAAUCUUUCCGACGGAUGUGGAGCAAGGCCUGCAAUAGUUAACAUAACAGCAGAGACUCAGCCUUUAGGUGGACAUGUUGCUCAGCUUGGAGCAUGGCCAUGGCAAGUUAGUCUUCAGAUUUAUCGUGUUCCAUCAGGUCGAUUUCGGCAUGUAUGUGGCGGAUCAUUAAUUGAUAACAAUUCGGUACUGACAGUAGCACGUUGCAUUAAGAAAUGGGUAAAUCCAGAAUAUUGGAGAGUUGUGAUUGGCUUACAUCGUCUUUACAAACCUCAUUCUCACACUAUAAGUCGUCGGGUGAAAAGUAUCAUUGUCCAUUCUGGUUUCAAGUGGGACAGCUAUGAAAAUGACAUUGCAAUGUUUAAACUUGUGAAGCUCGUUGAGUACAAUAAAUACAUUCAGCCUAUCUGCUUACCUCAGGAUUCUCAUCUAGUGAGUGAUAAGAAUCCAUGUUACAUAAGUGGAUGGGAAAACAUAAAGAAAAAAGGCAAAAUUCAAACUGUGUUACAAGAAGCUCAAGUAAUUACUAUUCCACUAUAUGUCUGCAAUAAAUAUGAACAGUAUAAAGAAAUAUUAGCAACUGAUAUGAUUUGUGCUGCCUCGCCAACAAAUAGCUCUGUGGAAGAUAAUGGUGGACCUUUGAUGUGCUAUUUCCCAAGUGUAUCCAAGUACUAUCUGAUAGGCAUCACCAGUUUUGCCAGUGGCUAUAAUCAAGAUUAUUAUCCAGGACUCUAUACACGUACAAUUAGCUACAGAAAAUGGAUAGAUUUUCAUCUUCAUGAUAAAACUACAACCACAGUGAACAUCCAGAGUAUUCUAGUUCUUUUAAUUAUGGAAUGGAUAAUCUUUCACCUUCUAUAA